Molecule: messenger RNA, 1002 nt
Organism: Rotaria sp. Silwood1
Lineage: Eukaryota; Metazoa; Rotifera; Eurotatoria; Philodinida; Philodinidae
Source: the annotation of a GenBank genome assembly
AUGGAUGAAAUGAAAUCAGAGCCACAUCUUGAAGAUAAUAUGGAGACAAACUAUGUCGAUCCGUUGAUUGCUCUGCUUAUACCGAAGCCAACAAUGACUCUUGGAGAACACUUUGAUCGAAAUACUGACAAGAUUCAAGACAAAGGUUGUUGUCUUCGUUUUGAUAAUGCAUGUUGUUCAAUGUUCGGCCGAUGGUGGAAUGUUCGUAAUAAAUGGCAACGUGAACUUGUUCGUUUUAUUGAACAGCCACUUUUUCACAUCAUUAUCAUUGCACUCGUACUUAUUGAUUGUUUACUUAUGAUAACUGAAUUUAUACUUGAUUUUAUCACACUUAAAAAGCCGUGUGACUUAAAAAAUCUUAAUCAUACAAUUGCACAUGAUGGAAAAGAAAUGUAUGAUCGGAUAGAGUUUAUCGCUGGAAUUCUUGAUUAUUGUUCUCUGGCACUGUUGACUGUAUUCGUCGUUGAAAUAUUUGUUAAAGUCUAUGCAUUCGGACGACAUUGGUGGAAUUUUCAUGAGAAAAAAAUGGAAUGGUUAGACGCUACUAUUGUUAUGGCUUCUUUUGUUAUCGAUUUAAUUACCAUACGGAGAGAUAAUCUCUUCGCUGGCAUACCUUUACUUUUUAUUUCUCUUCGUCUAUGGCGUUUUAUUGGACUCAUCAAUGAUGUGGCUCAGACCAUUCGAUCUCAAGAUGAAAAUAAAAAGAAACAAUUGUCUACUAAUUAUCAUGAAGUGAUUAAUGUACUCUUGGCUAUUUUAGGAAAAAAGACAGUUAUAAUCUCGGAAUUGGGUCGUGAAAUGACACUAGAGAAUUAUAAUGACGUUCUUAAAAAAUGUGAAACAAUCGAUGAAUCAUGUCGUACAAUUCUUGGAAAUUGUCCUCAUCCAUCGUCAUUAGAUUCGAUCAUGGAAAUGAAUCAUCAUUUACUAGAUGCAAUAGGAAAACUUCGAUUGACAUUAUUUACAAUCAGUCCAUCAUCUAGCAAGAACAUCUACAAUUAA